Molecule: messenger RNA, 3354 nt
Organism: Balaenoptera ricei (Rice's whale)
Lineage: Eukaryota; Metazoa; Chordata; Mammalia; Artiodactyla; Balaenopteridae
Gene: KIF5A
Product: kinesin family member 5A
Exons: 29
Coding region: 28-3126 (1032 amino acids)
Biological process (GO): microtubule-based movement
Molecular function (GO): microtubule motor activity; microtubule binding; ATP binding
Source: RefSeq, a predicted model, not a curated record
UGCCCCAGCCCCACGCCGACGACCACCAUGGCCGAGACCAACAACGAAUGUAGCAUCAAGGUGCUCUGCCGAUUUCGGCCCCUAAACCAGGCCGAGAUUCUGCGGGGGGACAAGUUCAUCCCCAUUUUCCAAGGGGACGACAGCGUCGUUAUUGGGGGGAAGCCAUAUAUCUUUGACCGUGUAUUCCCCCCAAACACGACUCAGGAGCAAGUUUAUCAUGCGUGUGCCAUGCAGAUUGUCAAAGAUGUCCUUGCUGGCUACAAUGGCACCAUUUUUGCUUAUGGACAGACAUCCUCAGGGAAGACACAUACUAUGGAGGGAAAGCUGCAUGACCCCCAGCUGAUGGGAAUCAUUCCUCGAAUUGCCCAAGACAUCUUCAACCACAUCUACUCCAUGGAUGAGAACCUUGAGUUCCACAUCAAGGUUUCCUACUUUGAGAUUUACCUGGACAAAAUCCGUGACCUUCUGGAUAUGACUAAGACAAAUCUGUCUGUGCACGAGGACAAGAACCGGGUGCCGUUUGUCAAGGGUUGUACCGAGCGCUUUGUGUCCAGCCCAGAAGAAAUUUUAGAUGUGAUUGAUGAAGGGAAAUCAAAUCGUCAUGUGGCUGUCACCAACAUGAAUGAACACAGCUCUCGAAGCCAUAGCAUCUUCCUCAUCAAUAUCAAGCAGGAGAAUAUGGAGACCGAGCAGAAGCUCAGUGGGAAGCUGUAUCUAGUGGACCUGGCAGGGAGCGAGAAGGUCAGCAAGACUGGAGCAGAGGGAGCUGUGCUGGACGAGGCCAAGAAUAUCAACAAGUCCCUGUCAGCCCUGGGGAACGUGAUCUCUGCGCUGGCUGAGGGCACAAAAAGCUACGUUCCGUAUCGUGACAGCAAAAUGACACGGAUUCUCCAGGACUCCUUGGGAGGAAACUGCCGGACAACCAUGUUCAUCUGCUGCUCACCGUCCAACUACAACGAUGCGGAGACCAAGUCCACCCUGAUGUUUGGACAGCGGGCAAAGACCAUUAAGAACACUGCCUCCGUGAAUCUGGAGUUGACUGCCGAGCAGUGGAAGAAGAAAUAUGAGAAGGAGAAGGAGAAGACAAAGGCUCAGAAGGAGACGAUUGCAAAGCUGGAGACAGAGCUGAGCCGGUGGCGCAGUGGAGAGGACGUGCCAGAGACGGAGCGCCUGGCUGGGGAGGAUGCUGCCCUGGGGGCUGAGCUCUGUGAGGAGACGCCCGUGAACGACAACUCAUCCAUCGUGGUGCGCAUCGCGCCUGAGGAGCGGCAGAAGUACGAGGAGGAGAUCCGUCGCCUCUACAAGCAGCUUGAUGACAAGGAUGAUGAGAUCAACCAGCAGAGCCAACUCAUAGAGAAGCUCAAGCAGCAGAUGCUGGACCAGGAAGAGCUGCUGGUGUCCACUCGAGGAGACAAUGAGAAGGUCCAGCAGGAGCUGAGCCACCUGCAGUCGGAGAACGACGCCGCGAAGGAUGAGGUGAAGGAAGUGCUGCAGGCACUGGAGGAGCUGGCCAUGAACUACGACCAGAAGUCCCAGGAGGUGGAGGAGAAGAGCCAGCAGAACCAGCUUCUGGUGGAUGAGCUGUCUCAGAAGGUGGCCACCAUGCUGUCCCUGGAGUCUGAGUUGCAGCGGCUACAGGAGGUCAGUGGACACCAGCGGAAACGAAUUGCUGAGGUGCUGAACGGGCUGAUGAAGGACCUGAGUGAGUUCAGUGUCAUCGUGGGCAACGGGGAGAUUAAGCUGCCGGUGGAGAUCAGCGGGGCCAUCGAGGAGGAGUUCACUGUGGCCCGACUCUACAUCAGCAAAAUCAAAUCCGAAGUCAAGUCUGUGGUUAAACGGUGCCGGCAGCUAGAGAACCUCCAGGUCGAAUGUCACCGCAAGAUGGAAGUGACUGGGCGGGAGCUCUCAUCCUGCCAGCUUCUCAUCUCCCAGCAUGAGGCCAAGAUCCGCUCCCUGACGGAAUACAUGCAGAGCGUGGAGCUCAAGAAGCGGCACCUGGAAGAGUCCUAUGACUCCCUGAGUGAUGAGCUGGCCAAGCUCCAAGCCCAGGAAACUGUGCAUGAAGUGGCCCUGAAGGAUAAGGAGCCAGACACACAGGACUCCGAAGAUGUGAAGAAGGCCCUGGAGCUGCAGAUGGACAGCCACCGGGAGGCCCAUCACCGGCAGCUGGCCCGGCUCCGGGACGAGAUCAAUGAGAAGCAGAAGACCAUUGAUGAGCUCAAAGACCUGAAUCAGAAGCUCCAGUUAGAGCUGGAGAAGCUUCAGGCUGACUAUGAGAAGCUGAAGAAUGAAGAACAUGAGAAAAGCACCAAACUCCAGGAGCUGACAUUUCUGUAUGAGCGACACGAGCAGUCCAAGCAGGACCUCAAGGGUCUGGAGGAGACAGUUGCCCGGGAACUCCAGACCCUCCACAACCUUCGCAAGCUGUUCGUUCAAGACGUCACGACUCGAGUCAAGAAAAGUGCAGAAAUGGAGCCCGAGGACAGUGGGGGGAUUCACUCCCAAAAGCAGAAGAUUUCCUUUCUUGAGAACAACCUGGAACAGCUUACAAAGGUUCACAAACAGCUGGUACGUGACAAUGCAGAUCUGCGUUGUGAGCUUCCUAAGUUGGAAAAACGACUUAGGGCUACGGCUGAGAGAGUUAAGGCCCUGGAGGGUGCACUGAAGGAGGCCAAGGAGGGCGCCAUGAAGGACAAGCGCCGGUACCAGCAGGAGGUGGACCGCAUCAAGGAGGCCGUUCGGUACAAGAGCUCCGGCAAACGGGGCCAUUCUGCCCAGAUUGCCAAACCCGUCCGGCCUGGCCACUACCCAGCAUCUUCACCCACCAACCCCUAUGGCACCCGGAGCCCUGAGUGCAUCAGUUACACUAACAGCCUCUUCCAGAACUACCAGAAUUUGUACCUGCAGGCUGCACCUAGCUCCACCUCAGAUAUGUACUUUGCAAACUCCUGUACCAGCAGUGGGGCCACAUCUUCUGGAGGCCCCUUGGCUUCCUACCAGAAGGCCAACAUGGACAAUGGAAAUGCCACAGAUAUCAAUGACAAUAGGAGUGACCUGCCAUGCGGCUACGAGGCUGAAGACCAGGCCAAGCUGUUCCCUCUCCACCAAGAGACGGCAGCCAGCUAAUCUCCCACAAGGGCUGCUGCAUACCUGCACUUUCAGUUUCUAAGAGGGACUGAGGCCUCUUCUCUCAGCAUGCUGCAAACCUGUGGUCUCUGAUACUAACUCCCUCCCCAGUCCUUGUUGUUCGACUGUACUAUGUUUGAUGUCUUCUCUUACUCUGUAUCUCUUUGUACUCUGUAUCUAUAUAUCAAAAGCUGCUGCUAUGUCUCUCUCUUCUCUCUGUCAUACUCU